Messenger RNA from Cuscuta epithymum, 871 nucleotides. NCBI's taxonomy places the organism in Eukaryota, Viridiplantae, Streptophyta, Magnoliopsida, Solanales, Convolvulaceae. The record is from the annotation of a GenBank genome assembly.
UUUAAGAUGAGAGUGCUUUAUCUAUAAUCCCCGUUAGAGUAUUUUGUAGCUAAUUUGUAAAUCUAGGGAUUUAAGAUUGUUUUGUAGAAUAUGAAAAAUUUUUUUGUCUUGAUUUUUUCCCAAAUUUAACGGUUGUUCAUGAAGAUGACCCGGCACAAGAUGUCCCGAAUCAGCCUCGCGAUGUUGCCUCAUCUUCAACCUCGAAAAUUAUUGGUUCUGACGGUGCUUCGGUACAACAUCAAAGCACCCCUUUGUCCAACGUUGGUAGAGGUUAUGAUCAACACAUUGCCAAGGAAUCCGACAUUAUAGACCCUUUGGGUUCGACGAUGGUUGACGUGGAGGAUAUGGCGCCCAUUGAUGAUGAUAGUGAUGUGGAUGAUGAGUAUGUUGAUUAUGACGCUCUUCCUGCACACGCCCAUAACAGAGCAGUUGAAUAUUGGGACAUCGGUGAUGCACAUUAUUUAUGCGAGUUUUGCAAUUCCCUUUUUUGGUUUGAGGAACGUGUUGUUUCUAUAUCUUCUAAAAUUAAUCCUAAGUAUUCGUUGUGUUGCCGUCAGGGAAAUGUGGUUUUGCCUUUUAUGAAAGAACCACCCUCAUUCUUAUCUGAAUUGAUCCAUGGUGUUGAUGACCGUAGCAAACAUUUCAUUGAAAAUGUGAGAUCAUAUAACAGUAUGUUUGCGUUCACAUCAAUGGGUGGCAAAAUUGCCCACACUGUCAACAAAGGAAAGUCUCCACCAAUUUUUAAACUUCACGGGCAAAAUUAUCACCUGAUCGGUAGCCUGUUGCCUCCUGCUUGAUCAAAGCCUAAAUUCGCGCAGUUGUAUAUUUAUGACACGGAAAAUGAGAUUCAAAACAGAGUUGCAUCCGUUGG